UUGAGUAAAUUUUCCUGUGAAUUGAGAAAACAAACAUGGAGAACAAAGAAGAAGAUGUAAGAUUAGGAGCAAACAAAUAUUCAGAGAGGCAAGCGAUUGGGACGGCAGUGCAGAGUGACAAGGAUUAUACGGAGCCACCACCAGUGCCACCGUUUGAGGCAGGAGAAUUGAUGUCUUGGUCAUUCUAUCGUGCUGGAAUUGCUGAGUUCAUGGCCACUUUCCUCUUCCUUUACAUCACUAUCUUAACAGUGAUGGGUGUUUCAAAGUCUGAGCCCAAAUGCUCCACUGUUGGUAUUCAAGGCAUUGCUUGGGCUUUUGUGGGCAUGAUCUUUGCACUUGUCUACUGUACUGCUGGCAUUUCUGGAGGACACAUAAAUCCAGCAGUGACCUUUGGACUGUUCUUGGAAAGGAAACUGUCGUUGACAAGGGAAGUGUUCUAUGUGGUGAUGCAGUGUCUUGGUGCUAGGGAUUCACAUGUCCCUCUUUUGGCACCAUUGCCUAUUGGAUUUGCUGUGUUCCUGUUCAUGCUUGCAGAUGCUGUUCAGAUGCUUUUGCUUUUCACUUAUUCAAUUGUGCAUGUGCCAUCAGAUUCAGAUCAGCCAUGUGCAGUUGUGCACUGUUAUAUAUCGGAAAACAAAACCCUUGAAACUACUGCUCCGUUCUCCCCAUCAUCUGUUGUUCCUACCUGUAAAAUCCUAAGUGGAGAAAAAGGUCAAAAUACUGAGUUCACAAAGGGUUAUACCAUCGCUGCCACCGAUUCCAUGGUUGUUAAAGCACCAGUUGAGGAAGAGAAGAGUGUUGUAACUGUGUUUCUAGUAUCCGCUGAUGGGAUAUUGCAUGAAAUUACUUUCCAAAAAAAUGAGUCACACGGUGUGAAGGAAGAAGGUGCCAUUAUGGCUGUUGAAGGGGAUGCAGUAGCAGAUACUACUGGGGCAUCACAUGAGGAACCUGAUCCUUCUCUGGAGGACCCAGAUUAG
Nicotiana tabacum (common tobacco) is the source of this 977-nucleotide messenger RNA. Its product is annotated as aquaporin PIP1-1-like. Gene Ontology annotation, molecular function: channel activity. The record is from RefSeq and is a predicted model, not a curated record. NCBI's taxonomy places the organism in Eukaryota, Viridiplantae, Streptophyta, Magnoliopsida, Solanales, Solanaceae. Gene Ontology annotation, cellular component: membrane. Gene Ontology annotation, biological process: transmembrane transport.